Leptidea sinapis is the source of this 1705-nucleotide messenger RNA. RefSeq names its product arrestin homolog (gene Arr2). Gene Ontology annotation, cellular component: cytoplasm. Gene Ontology annotation, biological process: signal transduction; G protein-coupled receptor internalization. Gene Ontology annotation, molecular function: G protein-coupled receptor binding. The transcript has 6 exons. Lineage: Eukaryota; Metazoa; Arthropoda; Insecta; Lepidoptera; Pieridae. The record is from RefSeq and is a predicted model, not a curated record. Bases 118 to 1341 code for a protein of 407 amino acids.
UCUUUCAUCGUUUCUGGUGAACGCCUCACAGCUAGAACACCUAACAACAAUCCAAUAUCUAAAAGAGUCCUUUUAAACAUUUUAUUCUUUGGUCUCGAAUCACUGAAAUCAAGCAAAAUGCUUGAUUAUCUCUCCUUGGUAUUUGUUGUGGCUGUUAAGGUUUUCAAGAAAACCACCCCCAAUGGAAAAGUUACUGUUUACCUCGGCAAACGUGACUUCAUUGAUCACGUCGAUUAUUGUGAUCCGGUGGAUGGAGUUGUCGUAGUUGAUACGGAAUACCUGAAAGGAAGAAAAGUUUACAGCCAGCUCGUGACCACUUACCGGUAUGGUCGAGAGGAAGAUGAGGUUAUGGGUGUCAAAUUCACGAAGGAAAUGGUUAUCGGUACUGAGCAGGUCGUACCUAUGGUCAAUAACAAGAUGGAGCUCACACCAGUCCAGGAAAAAUUACUGAAAAAGUUGGGCCCUAAUGCCUAUCCUUUCACUUUCAACUUCCCUGAAAUGUCUCCUAGCUCGGUGACACUGCAGGCAUCUGAUGAAGAUCAGGGCAAGCCAAUGGGCGUUGAUUACUGUGUUCGCACAUACGUUGCUGAGAGCGAGGACCAGAAGAACCAUAAGAGAAGCUCUGUUACCUUGGCAAUUAAGAAGCUGCAACAUGCACCAGCAUCCAGGGGACGACGGCUCCCAAGCUCCCUUGUAAGCAAAGGUUUCACAUUCAGCAACGGAAAAAUCAGCCUCGAGGUUACUUUGGACAAAGAAAUUUACUAUCAUGGCGAGAAAGUCGCUGCGAAUAUCAUCGUGUCCAAUAACUCGAGGAAGUCAGUCCGUAACAUCCGCUGCAUGGUCGUGCAACAUGUUGAGAUCACUAUGAUCAACUCUCAAUUUAGCCGACAUGUUGCCUCUUUGGAAAGCCGUGAAGGAUGCCCAGUUACACCAGGAGCCAGCUUAUCAAAGACCUUCUAUCUUGUACCUCUUGCACGAAGCAACAAGGACAUCCGCGGUGUGGCUUUGGAUGGGCAUCUGAAAGAAGAUGAUGUGAACUUGGCCAGUUCUACUUUGGUAACUGAUGGAAAAUGCCCAGCCGAUGCAAUUGGUAUUGUGGUCUCCUACUCUGUACGUGUCAAGCUGAACUGUGGAACUCUUGGUGGAGAACUAGUUACGGACGUGCCUUUCAAGCUUCUUCACCCAGCUGAGGGAUCAAACGAACGCCAACGCUUUAACGCUAUGAAGAAAAUGCAGUCAAUCGAACGACACCGCUACGAGAACUCGCUGUACACCAAUGAAGAGGAGGACAACAUUGUCUUCGAAGACUUUGCUCGCCUUAGGAUGAACGAGCCAGAGUAAACAAUGACCAUUGGCAGUGUUUAAAAUAAAAAAAAGGAAAAAAUAUUAAAAACACAAAAAAAAUAACACAUAACCAAGCAAGACAAUGUAACUUAUCCUCCAUUUGAUUGGCAUGAAUAGUAUCGUUCCUGAAGUCUUAUUAGAUAUAAUUGUAUUCAGUUAAAUCUGUAAUGCUAUAUUUAUAAGACUGCUCAUAAUCAUAUCAAUUAUAUAAAAAAUAAAAUAAAUAUUUUGAAAAUGUGAGGCAACAUAUUAUAUAAAACUGAAGAACAACAUUUCAAAAAAUAUUUAUAUACUAAUUAUGUUUUAUUAUCAUCAACCAUUGUAAUUUACCUUUUAAAACAUUAAUAAAAAUAUCACCAGA